UAAAUGAUGGCCAUGGGCUGUAUGAUAAUUUGUAUUUUUCAAAGUACUCUGCUUAGGUUAUUCCAGUCAUUUCCUUAAAACAGAGGAGAUAGGUUAAGAGCCUGGCUUGAGAGCAAAAGAAAUUGAGACCUUAAGAAGUCCUAACUUGUGCAGUCUUCAAGCUAGUAAGUAGUCUCUGAUUCCUUCCAUCUUUCAAGCUCAUCGUUUUAAUUCCCCAGGCAGUGAAGCCUUGGCUAGAACUAUCAUGUCAUUGCUCUCAGGUACAGCUUAGUGGCAGUGUUGCUCAGUCCAGCUCACCCUACACUAGCUCAGUUCAGCCCAACUUCCUGGAAAAUUGCAGCUAGUUACCAAAUAGUCCUUCCCCCUAGGGCUCCUCCCCUGAGUCCAGAGGCUUGGUUGGUGUCCGCCACUGUGUGACUCAUAUUGGGCUGAAACUUAGCAGACAUCCUGUUGACAAGUGGGAACUUGUACCAGACCGCAGAAAGCCCAAUGCCUUGCUGUUAACAAAGGGGACACCCUGUUUGGGUCCUUCCCCUACAAGGAGGGGUUACAUUAGCCCAGGAGCUGUUCAGUUGCUUUUCCUGGGAGGAGAGAACACAUCUGAGGGCCCAGGAAACUGAUGGCCAGGGAGAGGAAAGAACCUUGACCGUAGCAGACUGUAAACUACUGGAAGCAGGGAAAAUGGCUUUGCAAUCCCCUCUGCUGCCACUCCCACCUGCUCUCCGGAGCCCCAGGACUUCCCAAUAUAUCUAUCAGCUCCCUUCUUGGGUACUGGAGGACUUCUGCCACAAGAUGGACAGCCUGAGUGAAUGGGACUGGAUGCAAUUUGCGUCUUACGUGAUAACUGACCAGACCCAGCUGAGGAAGAUCAAGUCCAUGGAGAGAAUUCAAGGUGUCAGCAUCACCCGGGAACUGCUGUGGUGGUGGGGGAUGAGACAGGCCACAGUGCAGCAGCUCCUGGACCUCUUGCAUCGACUCCAGCUCUACCGAGCGGCCCAAGUCAUCCUGGACUGGGAUGCAAUUCCCAAAAUUACUGGCACUUCUCACAUUCUUCCUGACCCUCUGUGCCCUGGAAGGUCCUCUCUGUCUUCAGUAAGAAAACCAGAGGAAACCCAAGAACAAGGCCCUGCGAAAUCCUCAGCUCUGACUCCCUUCUCCAGAUCAGGGCCAGGUCCAAGUGGACACACAAACCCAGCCCUACAGCUGCCUUUUAAUGAAGAGGAUCUCCCUCAUUCCUUAAAAACAAAUCCUUCUUCUUCAGAUCUGAAGAAUUGCCAUGCCUCCAUUCCCCAGCAAAAACCCCUUGUGAGUCUAAAUGGUAAGAGCCUCUACUGGACAGAAAUGGAGGUGAUCAAAGCUACCAAUGGAUUUAGCCAAGAGAACAAAAUCAGCGAAGGGAGCUUUGCCAAUGUCUAUAAGGGGCAAAGAUACAACAUGCUGUACGCCUUUAAGAAGCUUCAGAAGACCAGGUGCCCAAGAGACAUAUCCAUUGAGAAUUUCUUCCACAUGGAAGUCCAGAUUUGUCUCAGGUGCUCCCAUCAAAACAUCUUACCCCUGCUCGGCUUCUGUACUGGGGAAGUGUUUCACAGUGUGAUCCACCCCUACAUGCCCAAUGGCUCUGUGGAGGACAGACUCCGAUGCCAAAACAAUACUGAUCCCCUGACUUGGGAACAGCGGAUUAGCAUUUCCUUGGGAUUUCUUGGAGCCGUAGAAUACUUACAUGGUCUCAAAAUUAUUCAUGGUAAUAUCAAGAGCUCCAAUGUUCUGUUGGAAAGAAACUUCACCCCCAAGCUUGGACACCCAAGGGUUCGAUUAUCCUCUGAAGAGAAAAAGUCCUCCUAUACUAUGAUGAACACCCAGCUUUUCCAAGCUUUGGCUGCAUAUGUUCCAGAAGAUUUCCUCCGAGUGGGGCAGCUCACAGAAAGAGUCGACAUCUUUAGCUGUGGAAUAGUGUUAGCAGAGAUUCUGACUGGUAUCCCAGCGAUGGAUAAAGAGAGAACUCCAGUUUAUCUGAAGGACUUACUCAUCAGUGAAAUCCUGAGCACUAAAGCCCUACUGUGCUCCAAGAACAAAGGUGUGGAGAAACUAGCUGCAAAGGAGAUCUGCCAGAAAUACCAGGAUGUCAAAGCUGGGCACUUACCAGAGAACUGUGCUAUAGACUUUGCCACAGCUAUGUACUUCUGCCUGCAGAAAAAGCCCCCCAGUGUGACUCAGGUGUGUGCUACUGUGGCAGAGUUGGAUCAACAAAUCAGACUCCUCAGCCCCAACAGCAGCUUGGAAUUGAAGAGGUCAUCAGUGAAUACCCCAGAGGAGACUGAUGAUGUUGACAAUCUUAGCACAGAAGUCUCUUCUUCAGAUGACCGUGAUCAGAAUGGACUCUGGGCAGGAGCAGGGUCCUCAUCAUCCCAACCAGGGUAUAGGGAAGGAAGGUGUCUGGCCAAUGGGGUAGAGGCUGACUCUUCAAUGUGUCUUGCUGCUUUACAUCCUCAAGAUGCAACAGAAAAUUCUUGGGAAGUUGAAAUCAAUGAUGCCAAGAAGAAAUUGAUGGAAAAUAUUUUGCUCUAUGAAGAAGAAAAGUUAAACACUGAGGAACUAUUUGGAUCUUUUGAACCAUAAAUUAGGUGGGGGAGAUACCUAAUUAACAUUGGAAAAAUUUAGUCAAAACAAGAGACAAGAUGGAAAUAUAUCAGUUCUUUGGGAAUAAAGGCUUUCAGGACAUAAGAGUGGGUGAGAGGAUACUUUUCAUGGAUGAGAUAAAGCCUCUGCUUUUAUAGACAUAAUAAUCUACCAGGUCUAUUAGCCAUCCACCAUCUGAAGUCUGAGCUUCGAGCUUCAGUUCAAAAAUAAGGGAAACGGAAUGCUUGAAGGAGCCCUUGAAGGGAGAAGGAAACUAUGAAACACAUUAUCAAGCCCUUGGAAUAGUUCUCUGUACCAAAGAACACUGUCCAGUUCAAUCUGAGUUUGACUAUCACUAAUCAUUGUGCCUCUUGGUGAGUCAGAAGUCCAGAGUUUAUUUUUAAAGCCUCAAAAAUAGCCCUGAACUUGAUCUAAAGAGACUUCCUGGAGCACCUGAACAGAAGAACUGACUGAGCACUGAUUUUAGGACAUUUAGGACUCUGCUGAACUUUGCAUUCAAGCUGGGCAAAACCAAUCAUGCUGUCUUUUAAGUCUGUGUUAAAAAGCAUUCACUAUUGCUGGCUCUCAUCUGUAAGGCACCUGAUCCCUUACUACAUGGGAGGUUUGGACACCUAAGCCCUCUACAGGAGAGGUGUGAACACUUCGAGGCUGCACCCAUUACAGGAGGGUAUGAACACCUUAGGAGCCCCACCCCACUAUAUGGGAGGUGUGAAUACUUUAGAGCCCAGCCUCUUUUGCUGGAAAUGAAUCAAAUAUUUAUUAUUUGCCAUUAGCUUUGACCUGUGCAAUGUAUUAUCCUUCUACCUCUGCUCCAAAGGAAGAUCACUGAGGCUAAGGAGGGAAAAUGCAUUUCCCCCUUCUUUUUCUAAGCUACAUAUUCUAAUAAAGAAUUUUUAUUUUGAGAAUAAUAUGUGUUACUCAGAUUUAGAGUCAGAAGCCCUGGGUUUGAAGGAGUAAGAGUUGCUCAUCUCUAAAGUCUUUUCCAUUUCUGCCAUUCUAGGAUUCUAAUGUAUUUACUGACUUUUGCAACAUUUUGAUACAUAAUGUUCUGAUAGGCAUUGGAGUGUGGUGGAGAGAGGGCUAACCUUUAGGUGAGGAAGAGCUUGGCUCAUUCAAGUCAGGCCGGGAAGUCACUUGAGUCCUCAGUGCCCUAAAUAUCACUCUAAGACAGUGAUCCUCAAGUUGUUUCACUUAUACAUUCCUCUCAGCAAAAAUUUUGAGCUCCCCAAUAUAUUUGUAUUUAUUUAUUUAUUUCUUCUUCCUCUUCUUUUUUUUUUUUUUGGUGAGGCAAUUGGUGUUAAGUGACUUGCCCAGGAUCACACAGCUAGUAAGUGUCAAGUGUCUGAGGUCAGAUUUAAACUCAGGUCCUCCUGACUCCAGUGCUAGUACUCUAUCUACUGCACCACCUAGUUGCCCCCUUGUAUUUAUUGAUAAGUUGUAUACAUGUAUAACUAUUAAUAUAUUAUGUGGAGUAUAAAACAUUAUGCAAAAAACUUAAAAGGAUGAGAUAGAAUGAAAUAAAUAUUUAAAUUUUAAGAAAUUUCUGGUAUAAAAUUUUUUCUCACUAAAAUUAUUAUAAACAUAAUACAAUUAUAUAUAUAUAUGUGUGUGUGUGUGUGUGUGUGUGUGUGUAUCUUCACUAGUACAAAUAAAGAAUCCUGUGGAAUGGUCACAUUAUUUGAAUUUGUACAGAAUAUUUCCAGAGUGUUAGGACCAAUGACUAAAUUUUACAUAAUUACAACUUCAAAUAGUGUACAUUCAAAUUUGGUACCUAACUCUAAUGACAUAAAAUGUAUAUUUAAUAUAAUAAUAUAAAUGGUUAAAUGUGCUUAAUUGUUUUUAAAGAUCUUGAUUUAGCACUUUGUGAUACAUUAAUUUGAAAGGCUUGUUCUAAUUUCAGUUUAUUUGAUUUGUGGUAUUGAUGGUUACCAUGGCUGAAAAAGAUACCUCAUAAAGAUAUGUACAUCAAAUUGGAAGAAAUCUGUCAUUGACUGCCCUUACUGAAUCAUAACACUUAGUUUUCAGUCCUAUCUACCAAUCAGGCAAAGGUUUUUGUUGAAAUGAAUAUAGAACUUUUAUCAUUUUCUUUUUUUCAAUUCUGAACUUAAAAACACCAAAUAAAAAGGGCAUUUCCACAUACAAAAUAGAAUAGAAAGAGAGGGCUGUAUAUGAAACUAUGCAUUUCUGUAACAUAGAGAUUGCUUUUACUUCUAAGGCUGUAAUAAA
This is a messenger RNA of Dromiciops gliroides (monito del monte), 4863 nucleotides long. It is a transcript of the gene IRAK2, whose product is annotated as interleukin 1 receptor associated kinase 2. Gene Ontology annotation, molecular function: protein kinase activity; protein binding; ATP binding. The record is from RefSeq and is a predicted model, not a curated record. Lineage: Eukaryota; Metazoa; Chordata; Mammalia; Microbiotheria; Microbiotheriidae. The coding region runs from base 682 to 2616 and encodes 644 amino acids. Gene Ontology annotation, cellular component: cytoplasm; plasma membrane; nucleus. The transcript is spliced from 13 exons. Gene Ontology annotation, biological process: intracellular signal transduction; interleukin-1-mediated signaling pathway; protein phosphorylation.